Ziziphus jujuba (common jujube) is the source of this 3358-nucleotide messenger RNA. Its product is annotated as putative ion channel POLLUX-like 2. NCBI's taxonomy places the organism in Eukaryota, Viridiplantae, Streptophyta, Magnoliopsida, Rosales, Rhamnaceae. The transcript is spliced from 24 exons. The coding region runs from base 230 to 2803 and encodes 857 amino acids. The record is from RefSeq and is a predicted model, not a curated record. Gene Ontology annotation, biological process: potassium ion transport.
CUAACUUUCCCCGUAGUUCUUGCUCUCUAAUUUUGUUUCUUUCUAUACAAAAAUACAAUUAAAAAACAAAAAACAAAAAACAAAACAAAAACAUUUUGCAAUCACAGUUUUCUCACUCGUCUCUCCUAAUUUCUUUGUUAAAUUAAAUAUUGCAAUCUCGCUAAGUUAAAAGAGAAGAGUUUCAAAGAGAGAGAGAGAGAGAGAGACAGAGUGAGAAGCAGAGAAGAAGAUGCUUUUGAGUCAGUUUCAGAGCUCUCAGCCAUGGAUUUUCCCUCCACCUCGAUUUCAUGCACUCAAACCGCUUUCUUCUUCAAAGAGAUACAGGCAAUCAAUGCCAUGCCAAUUUUGGUGUGUUAAAUCAUCAGCCUCAAGCAUGCGUAAAUCUAUAACAGAAAGUACAGGAAAAUCGGAGGUCAGAUCUCAAAGGAGAGGGAAUGGUUUAGUUUCCACUAUGAAUAUAAAUGCUGCAGAUAGUUUGACUGCCAGAUUCUUCAAGAUAGACCAGGGUAGUAGCCCUCAGGGUCACCAAUCUCAAAUUAUGAUGGCAUCUAUGUUGUCAUAUCUUCUGCUUAGACUGACAAAGUUAAAUAUUAUUAGUUCUUUCACAAAGAUGAUACAAGAAGUACUUCCGUGUGUGGUUCAGUCCUUUGGUGCAUCAAGCUUGCCUUUUGCUUCUAUUUCAAAUUCCUUGAACAAAUCCACGCCUCUUAAACUGGAUGUGUCUUUACCUUCUUUUCAAGAUAUUCGGUGGAGCUUUGCAAGGCUGCUCUACCUAUUUAACAUACAACUUGAGAGAAAUGUUGCCACGUUCUUAGUAGUGCUUCUUGCAGCAUGCUUCUCAUUUGUCGUAAUUGGUGGUUUCCUGUUCUUCAAGUUCAGGAAUGACACACAAUCUCUGGAGGACUGCUUAUGGGAGGCUUGGGCAUGUCUUUGUUCAUCAUCUACUCAUUUAAAGCAAAGAACACGUGUUGAACGUGUUAUUGGCUUUGUUCUUGCUAUAUGGGGCAUAUUGUUUUACUCUCGCCUUUUGAGCACAAUGACAGAACAGUUUAGGAACAAUAUGCAAAAACUCAGAGAAGGAGCACAAAUGCAAGUCCUAGAGAGCGAUCAUAUAAUUAUUUGUGGAGUCAACAGUCAUCUGCCUUUCAUACUAAAGCAAUUAAACAAGUAUCAUGAAUUUGCUGUCCGCUUAGGUACUGCUACAGCUAGGAGACAGAGAAUUCUUCUUAUGUCCGAUCUUCCAAGGAAGCAGAUUGACAAGAUAGCUGAAAAUAUUGCCAAAGAUCUUAACCAUAUUGAUAUUCUGACAAAGAGUUGUAGUCUUAACUUAACAAAAUCAUAUGAAAGAGCUGCUUCCAGUAAGGCACGUUCCAUCAUUAUACUGCCAACAAAGGGAGAUCGGUAUGAAGUUGAUACAGAUGCUUUUUUAUCUGUACUAGCUCUUCAACCUAUUUCUGAGAUGGAAUCUGUUCCUACUAUUGUUGAGGUUUCGAGUCCCAAUACAUGUGAUCUUUUGAAGUCAAUCUCAGGAUUGAAAGUACAGCCUGUAGAAAAUGUUGCAUCAAAACUAUUUGUUCAGUGCUCUCGUCAGAAGGGACUCGUAAAGAUUUACAGACACUUGCUUAACUAUCGAAAAAAUGUCUUUAAUCUGUGCAAUUUUCCGAAUCUAGCAGGAAUGAAAUAUAGGCAAUUUCGACGUGGUUUUCAAGAGGCAGUUGUAUGUGGCAUCUAUAGGAAUGGGAAGAUAUACUUCCACCCCAGUGAUGAGGAAAUCUUGCAGCAAAAUGACAAAGUAUUGUUCAUUGCCCCUAUUCACAAGAGAAAGAAACCACAGAUUCCUUAUUCAAACAAAAUAAGUGAUUCCUUUCAGAACUUUGAAGUCCUAGAAAGGAAUGGUGAAACUCCUAGUCAUGCCUUGGAAUUGAAGAAAACACGACUUGAAAAUAUUGUGCAGCGUCCCAUAAAAUCUGGUUCCAAGGCUUCAGAUUGGACUCUAGGACCAAAAGAAUUCAUACUUUUGCUUGGGUGGCGCCCAGACAUUGUGGAAAUGAUUGAAGAAUACGAUAAUUAUCUUGGACCAGGCAGUGUGGUGGAAAUAUUAUCAGAUGCACCAUUAGAUGACAGAAAUAGGGCUACGAAAGUUGCUGGUCGAGGCAAACCAAAAAAUAUCCAGGUUUCCCAUAAGAUUGGAAAUCCCAUGAACUACGAUACCUUGAAGGAAACCAUAAUGAAUAUUCAAAAUUCUUUGAACGAAGAAGAUAUUCCCCUCUCCGUUGUUGUAAUAUCAGAUAGAGAGUGGCUUCUUGGAGAUCCAUCCAGGGCAGACAAGCACGCUGCAUAUUCUCUUCUUCUUGCCGAAAAUAUCUGCGACAAACUAGGAGUGAAGGUACAAAAUCUAGUUGCAGAGAUCAUCGACUCAAAACUGGGCAAACAAAUUACAAGAAUUAAGCCAUCCCUGACUUACAUUGCAGCAGAGGAAGUUAUGAGCCUUGUGACAGCUCAAGUUGCUGAAAACAGCGAACUGAAUGAGGUGUGGAAAGACAUUCUAGAUGCAGAGGGUGAUGAAAUAUAUGUGAAGGAUAUUAGCCUCUACAUGAAAGAAGGAGAGACACCAUCAUUUGCCGAGCUAUCUGAAAGAGCAUAUCUGCGGCAAGAAGUUGCCAUAGGUUAUGUGAAAAAUAACAAGAAGGUUAUUAACCCAGUUCCCAAGUCAGAACCCCUCUCCCUUGAACUGACGGAUUCAUUAAUAGUUAUAUCGGAGCUUGAAGUAGAACAACCCAUCCUCAUGAUGAAUGUAGCUUAGUCUUUUACUUUCUUCCGUUCUUCAUUGCCUCAUGGGCAUCACUGUUGCUGUCUUUCAUUGAUCAAGUCAUGCUGAUCCAACUUUUUCAGUUCUUUGUUAUGGAAGUUAACACACUGAAAAGUUUCGAGAAAGGCUGUAGGCCAGCGCGGCCUUGAAGAUAUGAGCGUGCUUUUUGCUUUAACUGGCAUUAAAAGCGGCAUAUGGACAUGGCAGCAGCUGGAGCUGUCUAAAACAGUUUGUUAAAUCAACACAAGGUGCAGUGGACAAUGUAGAAAUUUUUGAUGGCGGAGAAAUUAUUAGCAUCUUUAUUGCUUAAGGUUGGCGUAUAAUCAGAUCUCAUGUAUGGUAGUCUAGUCUAAACAAACAAUAUCCCCUACGCUCUGGGAUUGUUGUUUGUCAUAAUUAUGUACUUCGUCUUUAUAAUCCCAUAAGUGAUUUAAUGUUGUAACUCUAAUAAGUUGAAGCAUUUCAAUCAUGUGGCUUUUAUGCCAUAGUUUCAGUAUCUUAUUCGUACGCUUUUUAAUUAAUUAAAUGUGAGAGCUUGAUUUCGUACAA